AGGAGUGAUUGUGUCAUGGUGCGGCGGGGCUCUGAAUCUCAAUAGGCUGCCAUCACUCAAUGGCUUGUGUUCACAGCGGUGAUCCAGCAGUCAAACAGAUUUUAGUUCACAUGAACGCGUCAACAAAUCCUGAAAAUCACUUCAUUGUCCAGGAUCUUGACGAUACGCAUCUCCUCAUCAAGGCCGAUGUCGUCAAUACUGUUUUAAAGAACUUGGAGGUCGAGGUGAGCAUGGCCCCCCAUUGGGUUUCAAGGAACCGUUCCGCUAAAGUGGCGGCACUGCAUGGGCCAGUUGGAGAGGAACAUGUUUACCACUGAUAUCCUGACCAAAUGAGAGCCAUCUAGCAUCUGAGAGUUCGCAAUGGCCGUCACCACCCAUACAAAAGCUAAUUCCUGAUACUAUAAUGACAACAACGUUGCGACUUUCGAC
This is a messenger RNA of Cantharellus anzutake, 429 nucleotides long. RefSeq lists its product as uncharacterized. The record is from RefSeq and is a predicted model, not a curated record. Bases 60 to 317 code for a protein of 85 amino acids. The transcript has a single exon. Gene Ontology annotation, biological process: transcription by RNA polymerase II; nucleotide-excision repair, preincision complex assembly; transcription initiation at RNA polymerase II promoter. Lineage: Eukaryota; Fungi; Basidiomycota; Agaricomycetes; Cantharellales; Hydnaceae. Gene Ontology annotation, cellular component: transcription factor TFIIH holo complex; transcription factor TFIIH core complex.